AUGGGCUCCUGCAACGUAUUCAAGUACACGGACGAGUACAACGACCUCCUUGACCUCGCUGGUUAUACCGACAACUUGGUCAAGGUGACCAAAUAUAGGACGGGCCUGGACCCAAGGAUCAACCAAGCCAUCACCACCUCUGGUAACCCUCCCAGCCUCACCGACUAUGCUGAAUGGCGUGUCCGCGCGUUCCGGCAGUACAAUGCGGAACUCGCUGCCAGAGCUUCUCGAGGCCACGCAGCGCCUCCUCCCCGAGCGCCUGCUGUUGCCCCCCAUCCUUGUGCCCCGGUGCUCCCUGCUGUAGCACCAGCCCUCACUGCCCACCCGGUGCCCGCCCCCGUUGCCCAUCCAAUUCCCAUGGAGUCCAGGUCAUCUUGCCCAUGA
This is a messenger RNA of Mycena citricolor, 384 nucleotides long. The record is from the annotation of a GenBank genome assembly. Lineage: Eukaryota; Fungi; Basidiomycota; Agaricomycetes; Agaricales; Mycenaceae.